Mesorhabditis belari is the source of this 1845-nucleotide messenger RNA. NCBI's taxonomy places the organism in Eukaryota, Metazoa, Nematoda, Chromadorea, Rhabditida, Rhabditidae. The record is from the annotation of a GenBank genome assembly.
AUGUGGGCGAUGGCAAAAAAUGUGGCAGACUCCAACAACGCUAUGGAAAACGUUCAUCAUUCGUUGUUGAAUGAAGGCGCUCCUUCGUUGGUGAAUAGAGAAAUACUGCAACAUGUUUGUUCAAGUCUUGACAAGCAAGAGGACGCAACUGGCGCGAUGAAUGAGACAUUGCUUGAUGAAAGUUUUGUCAAUUCGACUCACAAAAUUGUUAAGGAAGAAAGAUGUGACGGCUCGUCACUUCAUGAAGAUGAAGGAUUUCUGGAAGAAGAGGAAAUCGAAGUUGAAUUCCAGUCAUCUCAGCAGACAGAUCAACAUCAGGAUCUGAUAUCCACGCGUCCUUCGGAUUCGGGAAUGUUCGAGCUGGAAAAUGAGGCUGAGAAAGAGAAUUUCAACACGGAGAAUGAACCGAAAGAGCUUCCGAAAGUGAAUUUCAUCGAACCGAUUGAGUCAAGACACACUUAUGCCUAUGAGUUUGGUAACAUGAAACGCAAAGGAUUCGAGGAGAAAAUUGAAGAGUUAGAAAAUGAGGUCGAGGAAAUUCGAGAAAGGAAAAUAAUAAGAAAAAUUAAUGAGCAAACGGCUCAAUUCGGCGUUGGUGGUUUGCUAUCGGCACUACGAUCUGAAGACUCUUUAGAUACUAAAGAUAUUAUGGAUACAAUGGAAAUUGAAACGGUUUACCCGGAAAUUAUGGCUCCCCAAUGGGCGGCUCCUCUUGAAAGUUUGGUGAAACGCGAGAUGUACGAAAGACAAAUUCUUGAAAAGACUUGGCUACAUGAUCAACUUCUCGAUAUCCCGGCGCCGCCACCACAUCCAACCACCGUCAAAGAUGUCCAAAGGCUCGUCAGAAGCAAGAUGCCGCGAUGCAAAUUUUGCAAAACUCGUUUUUGUGAGAAUAUUCUUGUCGACUUUCAUAUCAAAGAACAACAUCCCGAUGAGUAUCCAUUAAUCGAACUUGAGCAGGAGCAAGAAGCUCAUGAAAUGAGAUCAAAUGAGCGGGAACAGAAUCGCAUUGAAGAGCUUGUCUAUGGUGGAUUUAUUCCACCAGAAGAAGAUUAUUUGGCGGAGAAUGCCGAAUAUGAUGUAGAAGAGAUUCCUCUACCUGGUGAAGAAACGUUAACCGGGAAAGCACCUCGUUUUGUGGAUCGAUGGGGCACAAUGCUACCAAAAGUUCGCAAGUAUUGGAAAAAGGUUUCACCUCAGUGUCCAUUUUGUGAUAAACGCUUCCGCAAUGAGCUUUCACUUAAGAAACAUUUUCGCAAAGCACAUUCACUUGCUACAAAACCGGUUCAAUGUCUUCGUUGUUUUAAGAUCUUGGAAAGCAAGGAGAAUUUGGGAGAUCAUGUCUGUGAUUUGACAUUUCUUUGCUUCGAAUGCACACCAAUUAGAAAUCUCUGCUCGGCAAUUCGUCUCGCUUCUCAUCGGGCCAAGUUUCAUCGAGGAGCUAAUUCGGGUUUCAAAUGCUUCGAAUGUCAGAUGAAAUUCCUGACGCCAAGAAAGCUGCGAAAACAUCGAAAGAUGACACACGUUUUCACAAAAGUUUUUCAAUGUCACUUCUGCGAUGAGCAUUUUAUCAGUGAAACUGCGGUGACAACACAUGAGCGAAUUCACACCGGGAUCAUUAAGUUUGAGUGUACGAUUUGUGAUUUUCGUUGUAAUCGUUAUUUGGAAAUGGAAAAUCAUAAACGCGACGAACAUGGGUAUUUGUGUUCGAUUUGUCAACUCUGCUUUGGAGAUUGGUCUGAAAUGAAAGCCCACACUUUGCAUGACCACGAAGGAUAUCUCACUUCGGAUGCGGAUGCAACUUACAUCGAAUCGCCUCGUGUUUGGGUGAUGUUCAAAGGAGAA